AUGAUGCGCCGUCUCCAGCUAUCGCUUUUGGCAGCCUUGCCGCUCUGCAGGGCCAAAUCUCGGGCCUUUAGCAUCCACGAAGACCUACUGGCCUAUCCGCAGUUCGAGGUCGUCUUCUCCGACCACUUCAUCUCGGAGCAGGAUGCGCAAUCGCUGCUCGAAUACAACAUUGAGCAUCCGACGUACUCGGCCGAGUUCUCGCAGCCCACAAUCAGCGAUGCCAGCGGCAACCAGGGCCAUCAAGAUGGGCGCUACCGCGGCGGCUUGCCUCUCACAUACGAGGUCAUGAACAUGCCGCCGCACCGCUACCUCUGCGCCAUUCCGAUCAUCGAACCCCCGACCCCCGAAAACCAAACCGCGACCGAGCUGGCCAAGGCAGAGGAGGAGCGGGAGCUUGAUCGAGCGGCGAUCAGUGGCUGGAACCUUCUCAGCCAGCUCGAAGACACGUGCCUCUACUUCAUGUCCGGAUGGUGGAGCUACAGGUUCUGCAACAAUCGCGAGAUUGUGCAGUUCCACGCCCUCCCUUCGACUCCCAUGGGGAAACCUCCCCAGCGCGACCCCCAUGCGGCUCAGUACGUCUUGGGCCAAGCUUCCCUCCCCGACGGCUCCGACUUGGACGCGGAACCCAGCUCCGGUGGAACCAAGUCGCCGGCCGAGCUACAAGUCAAAGGCGAUCAACGAUAUCUGGUACAGAAACUCGAAGGAGGAACGAUAUGCGACCUGACAGGGAGGCCGCGCACAAUUGAGGUGCAGUACCACUGUGUUCCAGGGAUGCAAAACGACAAGAUUGGGUGGAUCAAGGAGGUCACAAUAUGCGCCUACGUCAUGGUGGUCAACACGCCGAGACUGUGCGGCGAUGUUGCCUUUUUGCCUCCCGAGGAGAGCAAAGCAGAUGCCAUUACGUGCCAGCUUAUUACCGACGAUGAGAAACAGGCCCCUCCGCUGCUCGAUCAGCGCGCAUCCGAGUAUUUGCGGGAAGAUGAAUUGGUUGAACAAGAAGAGGAAUUGUCGGCGACUGAUGGCGGCCGACUCAAAGUUGGCGGCGUGCUCGUCGGCGGACGCAAGUCCCUCUCCGCUGGCGAUCAGGAUGGCCAGCCUCCUAUGGUACUGUCGCCCCCUCGAAACUACCUCAACACCCAGCAAGCCGCAGAGCAGCUUAUCGAGGUGCUCAUCAAGGCUGCCAGCAAGCAGGAUGGCGGCCAAGUCGACCGGCUCAGCAAGGAGAAGCUCGAGAAGCUGAAUCUCAGUCCCGACAUGGUCGAUCAAUGGGAGCAGGAGAUGAUGGAACGAGCGGGCGACAAGGGGUGGCAGCUGGAGAUUGUGGGCGACGUCGACGACGCCCAGAGACACCUCCGAGGGUGGAUGCAUGAAGAUGAAGAGGGCGACGACGGAGGCUUGGCGGAGGCGGCCAAGGGAGCCAAAGAAAAGGGCAACGGCAAGACCGAUACCACCAAGGCGGCGGACAAGAAGAAGAAGAAGAGCGGCGGGAAGAAGGGCGACGAAGGGAGCGAGGAGCAGUUCUUCAAAGAGGAGCUAUAG
This is a messenger RNA of Trichoderma aggressivum f. europaeum, 1539 nucleotides long. RefSeq lists its product as uncharacterized. The record is from RefSeq and is a predicted model, not a curated record. Gene Ontology annotation, biological process: endoplasmic reticulum unfolded protein response; retrograde protein transport, ER to cytosol. The coding region runs from base 1 to 1539 and encodes 512 amino acids. Lineage: Eukaryota; Fungi; Ascomycota; Sordariomycetes; Hypocreales; Hypocreaceae. The transcript is spliced from 2 exons. Gene Ontology annotation, cellular component: endoplasmic reticulum lumen.